Messenger RNA from Juglans microcarpa x Juglans regia, 920 nucleotides. RefSeq names its product NDR1/HIN1-like protein 3. Gene Ontology annotation, biological process: defense response to other organism. The record is from RefSeq and is a predicted model, not a curated record. NCBI's taxonomy places the organism in Eukaryota, Viridiplantae, Streptophyta, Magnoliopsida, Fagales, Juglandaceae. The transcript has a single exon. The coding region runs from base 87 to 773 and encodes 228 amino acids.
UACCUUCCCCUUCGCAUAUAUCCAUCCAUUCCUCUUACAACCCAGUACUUUCUCUUGUACGUUUAGUUUGUCGUGCUUUGUCAACCAUGGCAGAGAAACAAGCCCAUGACUUGAAUGGGGCCUACUACGGUCCCUCAGUUCCACCACCACCAGUACGCCAAUCCUACCACCGCCCUGGCCGUGGCAGCGGGUGUGGCUGCUGUGGCUGUUUUUUCAGAUUCCUUUUGAGUGUCGUAAUCUCCGUGGUUGUCACCCUUGGCCUUGCUAUCCUCAUCUUUUGGCUCAUCUUCCGUCCCAACAACAUCAAGUUUCACGUCACGGACGCCUCACUCACCCAGUUCAAUUUCACCGCCGACAAUACCCUCCAGUACAACCUUGAGCUCAACAUCACCGUCAGAAAUCCCAAUAAGAAGAUUGGAGUCUACUAUGAGCUCAUCUCGGUCAGGGCUCACUAUGAGGACCAGCGUUUCGAUUCGGUGAAUUUGACGCCGUUUUACCAAGGGCAUAAGAAUACUAGUGUUUUGAGCCCAGUGUUUGUAGGGCAGCAAUUGGUUUUGCUUGGUGCUGAUGAGCUUUCGAAAUUAAAUGUUGAGAAGAACGCUGGGGUAUACAGCUUUGAUGUGAAGCUGUAUCUUCGGAUUAAAUUCAAGGUGGGAAAGAUCAAGACUUGGCGGUUCAAGCCCAAGGUUAAGUGCGACCUGAAUGUUCCUUUGAGUUCUAAUGGGACAUCAGCAAGUGGUUUUGAGACUACCAAGUGCGACAUCGAUUUCUGAUGAUCGAUGCUGCAUGCCCUCUUUAUAUAUAUUUGAUUUAAUGUUUAAUUUAUUUUUUUGUCUGUACAAUGUUUUACGUGAUGUUAGCCUUUUUAUUUUUGCAAACACGAUUUAUAUGUAUCUAGGUUGCUUAUGAGAUAUGCAGGA